Fopius arisanus is the source of this 2477-nucleotide messenger RNA. Its product is annotated as RUN domain-containing protein 1. NCBI's taxonomy places the organism in Eukaryota, Metazoa, Arthropoda, Insecta, Hymenoptera, Braconidae. The coding region runs from base 401 to 2149 and encodes 582 amino acids. The transcript is spliced from 8 exons. The record is from RefSeq and is a predicted model, not a curated record.
AAAACAAAAAGCAUUCCUGCCGCAGAAAAUAAAAUUCACCCCGUCGACUUGAUUGACACCCCAGCAUUACGUGUGGCGCCCUUCCUCUCUGGGGUGCAGUACUACGAUGCCGCUGGGGUUACUCAAACCUCCAGAACUGAGCCUCUACUUCAGUCAAUCCUCUUUGGCACCAGCUGUGAUGCACUAUUUUAUUCUCUCGGAUCAGAUGGUUCAUUAGAAUUUGCGAGGAUUCCCAGGAGACAUAACUCUGACGUCAGAUCAUGAUGGGGUUCGAGUGCACUUUUGAUUUCCCGGGGUUGACGGAGAUUUGACGAGUCUGCCAGGUAUUUUCCAACUGAGAAUUGAAUCUGCUGGGCUCUGCCUCGGAACUGAUGUAGGACAUAACCUACGAGCUUCGAUCAUGGCAACACAGGACGAAGAUUACGUUAAAAGCGACGAGUUCGACACAUCCUCUGAAAAUGAGAGGCCAUCCGGAGAGAGAUGGGCCCCUGUUGGGGCCAAUGAUGGGGACAGUGACUUCACUGACGACUAUAAGUGCUCUGACAAUAUGGAAAGUAUUUCUUACAAUAUGGACAGGCUUAAAUUGCUCGAAGAGGAACAGGAAAUGCUCAACUCGUCAUUAAUAGCAUUAACCACGCACUUUGCACAGGUGCAAUUUCGACUGCGCCAAAUUGUGGAUGCACCUACUGAUGAGAAGGAGACACUCCUGAAGGAGCUGGAGGAAUUUGCCUUCAGGGGAAUUCCAGACGUUCCCAACACCGUCGCCUUGAAAAAUAGAUCGUCCUCGUCGUCGAUUUCUCUAUGUGGAAACAAUGGAUGCAGUGGUUACGACGAGGAAGUCGAAUCCAAGAUUGCCCUGCAGAAAACCAAGCAACGAGAAUUGAUCGAACAGUUGAAGGUUCAACUGGAGGACCUGGAGAAAUAUGCGUACGAAACUGAUGGCCAGGAUCUGCCCCAGAGUGUCAUUCUAGAACGUCAGAACAUGAUAAUCAAUCACUUAAAAGAGAAAUUAAACUUCGAAGUGGACGACCUCUGCAAGCUCCCCCUGGACGACCUGCGCUGGCAGGUGGACCACGCAAUAAACGAGAUGGUGAGCCCCUUGAAGAUGAAAGAACAACUGGUAAAUCAGUUGAAAACCCAAGUAGCAGAUCUAGAGCGUUUCAUCCACUACCUCCAGGGUGAGGUGAGCGUGGAGAGCCUGGCGUGCACUUGCGCCUGUCCAGUGCACACGACAGGUCUAAAGCCAUCGGAUAAAUCAAAACGCAAGAUUCCCCUGAUGGACAGGCGCGACGACGCCCACACGAAGACCUUGAAUACAGUUCGUAAAGUGAUAACUCUCCUCCACAUCUAUCUGAUGUCCCAGCUGGGAUGCAGUAGCGAGAGGACUCGAAAAAAAGACAGCAAGACUACCUGGAGGGACCUGAGAACUCGCCUGGACAUCGCCAUCGAGCACGUCCUCGAAAUCGCUACGGAAAAUGACAGUCAAUCUGACGCCCAUGACAACGACGACGACGACGACAUCGAUCUCUAUGCAUCGGAUUCAGAAUCCCCGAAGCAACGCACAAACACCAAAUUGACGUCUGCUGUGAGGAAACACCUGGCUGUGUGCAUCAGAGAUCUUAUGGCCCAUGGGUUGAGCUCUGAUGUGCGAUCAAAUAGUGUUGUACCUUUUGUCGGUUGUUUUCCCCAGAGGAAAAGUCUCACUGUUGAUCAAAUGCACCCCUGGGAGCUCAUCAUCAAGUACUAUGAGAUCAAGAAUGGACACAGGUACAACUCCAGUCCUGCACAGAAGCUUUCCCAGAGCUUCAAUCUUGCUCUAGUGAAUGAGAGAACUGUAUCACCGAAACAGAGUCUUCUCACAACUGUAGGGAAUAUUGUGGCUACCCAUUCGCAAUAUAAACGAAGUUAUAAUUCACAUUUCAAGGCUUUCAUCUGUGCAGCUUUGAAUGCUAAAAAAUUGGUUCCUUGGCUGCGGCUUAUUCUUCAGUGUCAGUAUUUACUGGAGAAUCAUUACAUGUCUUGGAGUUAUGUAGUUAAAACUGGAUUUCAAGAUGCAUUUCACGCCCUCGAUCGUCUAACACCCAUUCACUUCGAUCUUCCUGUUGACCUGGCAGUCCGUCAAUUCCAAAAUAUCAAGGAUGCAUUUUGAUCCCCCGGAGUCAUGAUAAAAUAUUAGAAUUCAUCAGCUGUCUUUUCCUCAUCUCCGAGAGGAGAAAAAAGUCCAUUGCUUUCAUCAUAAACUACAGUGCACCAUAUGUUAACCACGCACACCCCAUUCAAAAAAAAGAAAAUAAUUUGCCCUCAAUUCGUAAUUCCAAUUGCUCCCUUUAUUUCUCUGAGUUAUUUACUGUUUAAGCCGACAGACAUCAAAAUACUUUGAAUAAGAUAUUUAUUUACUAGAUAAUCAAAUAAUUGUAAAGUAAAUAUUGAUUUACAUAAUCCGAAGAGUGUAAAAAUGGAUUCAAUAAACUGUUGAU